This is a messenger RNA of Struthio camelus australis, 3506 nucleotides long. NCBI's taxonomy places the organism in Eukaryota, Metazoa, Chordata, Aves, Struthioniformes, Struthionidae. The record is from RefSeq and is a predicted model, not a curated record.
UUUUUUAUUUUACUCAUCAUUAAAAGUGGCUGCUAUUUAGGGCUGUUGGGAACAUUAAGCCUUAUUUUGUAGAUCAGAGUGUUUCCUGACUGCUGUAAUGAAACCAAUUAACUGUACUCUUUUAGUUUCAGUUUCAAGUCACCUAAAAGACAGAGGAGGGGUCACCAUGCAGCACAGUACAGACAGGGGUAUGCCCUGGAACAGGACCCAGCACGUCCUAAGCCAGAACUGGCACGUUGAAAGGCAUCCUGGGAAACGGGGGCAGCCCCAUGGGGCAGUUUAGCAUUUUAGUACGAUACAUUUAUCAGCAGAUGGUAGGUGUUUUGGAUUAAGACGCAGCUAUGUUCUUAACGUGGCUGUUCCUCUCUCUUCAGCACCCUCUCCAGCUGUUCGCACGCCGUGGUGGCUCUGCUGUACCCCUUCUCCUGGCAGCACACCUUCAUUCCUGUCCUGCCCUCGUCCAUGAUAGACAUUGUGUGCUGCCCUACCCCCUUCCUGGUGGGACUGCUCUCCAGCUCUCUGCCCAAGCUGAAGGAGCUGCCUGUAGAGGAGGCUUUGAUGGUUAACCUGGGAUCUGAUCGAUUCAUCAGACAGAUGGAUGAUGAAGACACACUAUUACCUAGAAAACUGCAGGCGGCUCUGGAGCAGGCUUUGGAGAGAAAGAAUGAACUGAUAAAUCAGGACUCAGAUAGUGAUUCGGAUGAUGAAUGUAACACCCUGAAUGGAUUAGUGUCUGAGGUUUUUAUCCGAUUCUUUGUGGAGACAGUUGGCCAUUAUUCCCUGUUCCUAACCCAGAAUGAAAAAGGAGAGCGUGCCUUCCAAAGGGAGGCUUUCCGCAAAUCUGUGGCCUCCAAGAGUAUCCGCCGCUUCUUGGAAGUUUUCAUGGAAUCCCAAAUGUUUGCUGGUUUCAUCCAGGACCGAGAGCUGAGAAAAUGCAGGGCAAAAGGUCUCUUUGAACAGAGGGUUGAACAGUAUUUGGAAGAACUUCCGGACACUGAACAAAGUGGAGUAAACAAGUUUCUGCGAGGUCUUGGAAACAAAAUGAAGUUCCUUCACAAGAAGAAUUAACUCCUUUCUGCUGAAAUGCCAACCCAAAGACUAUUUAUGACACUGUGCAUGACACUGUGCAUGACACACCUGCAACUUUUCAGAUUUUGGUGUGGGAGGUGAAUGAAAUAAGCUGACCACAGCUUUAAGUGACUACAGAUGCUGUUAGACAGUGUGCCAGAUGAUGGCUCUUUUAUGUAUUUGGAUAGAAUUUGUAAAUAAUGUGCUGUAAGCUUUUGUAACUGAUUUUGUAAUGAGCAAGGAAAACUGUGGUAAAUAUUUGUAUAUUCCUGAGAAUAACAGGUGCUUUUUUCUUUAGUAUGAAUUAUGCUUGGUGCAAAAUUGAAUAGCUGAUUUUGUGCAGCUGACUGUCUCAGCAGAACCACUGACUUCAAGGGAUGUUUGUGAGAACUACACUGAUGCCUGAAUACUGCCGUAAUGAAUGAACUCUGGGGUACAUGGGAGAGGUUGUGUGCGGGGGGGCUGGUUUCAUGUUGCAGAGUUGGGGUUUUUUUUUCCUAAUUUCCUUCUAAUUCAUUUUAAAAGAAAGAAAUAACAAAGUAACUUUAUAAUAAGGUACUUGGUUCACUAUACAAAACUUCCACUUGGUUUGAACUAUGGUCAGUAAACUACUUAUAACACAUUCUGCGUUAGGACUGCUAAACAUGAGGAAAUCUCAGUUCUUUGACAUGCAAGCUGCAAUGACUAGGUACAGUACAUCCUUUCCGUAUGUAUGUAUGUAUGGUUUCUAAUAAACUGUGUAAAUAUAUCUGUUUGUUUAUAUUCAUUAGAAACCUUUGCAGAUUUCUGCUGUUGAGUAGGUACAAAGUCAGAGUAAAUUUUCUGUUAUUUUAAUGAUUUUGUAAUUAAAAUGCAAAACGGUUAUGAACCUGUCUUUUAGUAGGUUUGCUGUUUCACACCAUGUGUGGGGGGUUCCUACUUAAUGUUAUUCACUGGGGCUGAGAUGACAUUUUAUAACACUGCUCUUUUAAUUUAAAGCUAACAAAAUCAUCUUUUUUAUAGACUUUUUUCUUUACAUAGAACAGCAGAGAAUUAUUUGUGUCAUUGUUAAUAUCAUAGACACUAUUCCUGAACAGUGAUAUUUUCAGGUUGAUUUUGAGCUAUCUUGUUUAAAUGAUUUGAGUAGAACAACGGGAGCUGGUAGCAGAGCCUUUGCCUGACUUUCUGAUGAGCUGAUGACUUGUCUUUUAUGAUAGUUUCUUUCUGUCUAGGUGCUGCUUUCAUCUCAGUGAAGACCAUUCAGCACGACAGAAAGGGUUAGUCGGCUCAUUCUGCAGGGCAGUGAGUAUUACCUAAGUACCACAUUUAUCUUUAAUCUGGUAGCAUAACAUACUGUGAUUCUGCUGCCAUGCUGUUUUUAUUCUAUAAGCUUUUCCUUAGUUUGAAGUAAAGAACAUAAAAUAUUUGAAAAUAUUUGCGAGUCUGACAGGUAAUGAAAAUUCUGUCCCUUAAAAAAAAAAAAAGGGAACACUGGAUUUUUUUCCAUUUUCAGCAUGGUUUCUUUCCUUGAUCGGACUGGCUUUGAGGCGUGCGCAAUUCCUAACCUGGCAGUGGUUCUGGUUUGCUAUCAGCCUCAUAGAACAAUAUCGAGGGUUUAUUUGCUAAAAAGGUGAAGUCGUUUCCUUUUUCUUUUUCUUCCCUCACACCCUUGUAUAUACAAAAGCUUGUUACCCAUAGAUGGUAAGAAGUAUCCGUAAAAUGUAAAAUACCAAGUGCCUUUGAUUCACUGGAAAUGUAAAUGACAAACGUUAAUUUCUACUAGUAUUACUCUGUAAUAUGCUGUAAACUACAGAAUGACUUCUAGAUUUAGUUCUUCACACCAGAAAGAAUAACCUUCACUUUCAUAGGUGGAAGAUGGCUAUUUUAUGAACAACAGCUGCUGGUAAAUACAUGGGGAAAACAACAGAUAAAACAUCACUGUUGGCUGAAGGAAAUGCUGCCAAGGGAACAGUUGUUAUAAACAGAAGAAAGAGAGGGCUACAGAGCGCUGAUGUACAAGACUGGUGUUGUAAAACACGUCUCCAUACUGCACUUUAGAAAUCUAAGUAGAACGCUUUCAAAUAUUAAAUAACCCAUCACCAUGUCGUUCCAGUUUUUGCAACGUGAACGAGAGAAGAGUAUCAGACAAGAUGACGUCAUGCGUUUCAAAAGCUUGUAGGUGCCUUCUUGAUUCGCAAACAUAGUGUGGCUAUAUGAGACAAUCCUCAUGUUACCCAGAGAUGUGUUUCAAAGCAUCAACUGAACCAAAAAUACGGAGUAUAUUAUUCCACCCUGUAUAGCAGUUGUGAAGACGCUGUUUUCAGUUGUGAGUACACUGUUUAACUAAGAAUGAAAUCCUGAAGAAAGCAUGUCCAGUAGUGAGACCUGUGUUUUUGAACUGGAAGAGAUGUGUAUAAAAUCUUUCAUUGUAAAAUAUAUUAAAAAACAAGUAUGAAAAA